UAUCUCCGCUAGCCAUCGCUGACGCCGACGAAGGGACAAAACGUCACCGAUGCUGUGAAUAUAAAUAGGAACCUGCCUUCUCCACGAGCGGUACACUCACGCACCGGCAUUCUCUACUAUCUUCUCACCAUCAAGCAUGUCCCAGUCGUUGCGCCUUGAUAAACUAUUUGGCGUCCAUGGGCGCAUUGCCCUUGUCACUGGCGGUGGUACCGGUCUCGGAUGGAUGAUCGCUGAAGGGCUCGCCGUGAAUGGCGCACGUGUGUACAUCACUGGCCGCCGCAAGGACGUCCUGGAACAGUCUGCUGCCAAGUUCACGCAAAAGCACAAAGGAGAUGGCUCUGUUAUACCGCUGGUCAUGGACGUCACCGACAAGGCGAGCAUCUUGGCCGCCCAUGAAGUCAUCAAGGCGAAGGAGGGAAAGCUGCAUAUCCUCGUCAACAAUGCGGGUAUCGCUGGCCCAUUCGCGUCGUUCUUCAAUGACAUGAGUGCGCCGCAACACAAAGAUGCGGAGACGCUCGGGCGUGCACUGUUUGACAGUGCGUCCUUCGAUGACUGGGCCGACGUCUACACCGUGAAUACAUUCUCCGUAUACUUCGUAACGACCGCGUUUCUCGGCUUGUUGGCGAGAGGCAGCCAGGACGUCCCAGGAUACACUUCUUCCGUGAUCAACCUUGGCAGUAUCAGCGGCAAUACAAGCUGGCGCAGAACAAGUCCUUUCGCGUACAAUUCGACGAAAGGAGCUGUCACCCACUUGACGAAGAUGCUCGCCACUGAGCUCGCGCUGAAGAAGAUACCCGUACGUGUCUGCAGCGUCGCACCUGGCGUUUUCCCAUCCGAAAUGACCGGCGGGGAGGUGACGCCGGACCUGGUGGAGAAGCAUGCAAAUGGUAUUGUACCCGUACCGAUGGGGAGGGCUGGAACAGCUCAAGAGAUGGCGGGAACCGUGAUAUACCUUGUGUCUCCUGCUGGGUGCUACACGACUGGGGAAGAGAUAUUGACCGACGGCGGAUACAUUGCCGUGAAUCCUUCUAUGCGAUAGGCGGUGGUGGGCUCGGAGGUGCUCUGGAAUUAGAUACGGACGCCUGUGAUCCAACAUUUCAAUAUCAGUGCGCGACAGUACAGUAGCUAUCCGACUGCUGAGUUUGUGCAGUACAGUGGACUAAAAGUUUUGUUUGGGUUGAGCCACACAGACACGGCAAAACCUCCUGAUACUCGUCUCGACGUACUUACGCAUGUUCAUGAAGUGAUAUGUCAGAAUUGAAGCUCUGCACAUCGG
Fomitopsis serialis is the source of this 1276-nucleotide messenger RNA. Its product is annotated as short-chain dehydrogenase. The transcript has 6 exons. NCBI's taxonomy places the organism in Eukaryota, Fungi, Basidiomycota, Agaricomycetes, Polyporales, Fomitopsidaceae. The coding region runs from base 137 to 1039 and encodes 300 amino acids. The record is from RefSeq and is a predicted model, not a curated record.